Messenger RNA from Phytophthora sojae, 1092 nucleotides. RefSeq lists its product as hypothetical. The transcript has a single exon. Bases 77 to 961 code for a protein of 294 amino acids. NCBI's taxonomy places the organism in Eukaryota, Oomycota, Peronosporomycetes, Peronosporales, Peronosporaceae. Gene Ontology annotation, biological process: water transport; glycerol transmembrane transport. The record is from RefSeq and is a predicted model, not a curated record. Gene Ontology annotation, cellular component: plasma membrane. Gene Ontology annotation, molecular function: water channel activity; glycerol channel activity.
CUCGGGCCGAGCAGCUCUCUUCCCAGCCAGCAGCGACCUCCUUCCCUCCCGCCCGCCCUCCCUCCCUCCCUUCAAGAUGGCCCGCUUGUCCGACAGCGGCAACAAGGACAAAGACGGCUACGUGGGCCUGCAGGAGGCCGACGUGGCCCUGACGCCGGCAUCGGCUGUGUCCAAGCCGUACCAGGUCAAGUCGCCGCUGCUGCGCGAGUGCAUGGCCGAGUUCAUCGGCACCAUGGUGCUCAUCAUGUUCGGCGACGGCGUCGUGGCCCAGGUGGUGCUCAGCGAGAGCACCAAGGGCGAGUACAUCAACAUCAACUUGUGCUGGGGCCUCGGAGUUCUCUUCGGCAUCCACGCAUCGGGCGGUGUUUCGGGUGCACACCUGAACCCGGCCGUCACUACGACGCUCGCUCUCUUCGGCCGCUUCGAGUGGCGUAAAGUGAUCCCGUACAUCAUCGCGCAGGUGUUGGGUGCGUUCGUGGCGGCCUUCAUCGUCUGGGCCGUCUACUACCCCAUGUUCAACACCAUCGACCCGAACAAGGAGACCACGCAGGGUGUCUUCUCCACGUACCCGUACAGUGAUGACGUCCCGGUCGGCACCUGCUUCCUCACUGAGGUGGUGGGCACUGCAUUGCUGCUGGGUGGUAUCUUCGCUCUGGGUGACGAGCUCAACAAGCCGGCCAGCCCGUACACGCAGCCGAGCGCUGUGGCCCUGCUGGUUGUGGCCAUCGGUAUGGCGUUCGGCAUGAACUCGGGCUACGCCAUCAACCCGGCCCGUGACUUCGGCCCGCGGUUGUUCUCGCUCUGUGCUGGCUGGGGCUCGCGCGUGUUCACCCUGCGGGACCACUACUUCUGGGUCCCGAUCGUUGGCCCGCUGCUCGGAGGUGCCAUCGGUGGCGGCGUGUACGUUGGCCUGGUCGAGCACCACCACCCGCGCGACUACAAGCACCCGCUCGACAACUAGAGAAGGUGUUUGGAUCGAUGGAGCAGUGUGUCGUAAGUUAGAGACGGCAAGGCUGGCCCAUCGUCAUGGUUAUGGUAGCGUCCAAGUAGCCGUGAUGCAUAAUGUCUUCCUCUAUAAACUUUUGUUUCCUC